UCUGGUUUUAGGGGGCGUUAAGGUGAGCUCCAGUAGGUUUAACUAUCUUUGGUUUACCAGCAACUUCGAUGAGCGACGGACGAGAAAGGAGCCUGGUUUUCAGUGGGCCUAUUAUAACGGUUCUUCUUCCCGUCCCUGGGAAGGAAGCACGGUCGGAGCCGAACGACCCGGACACUGACCGGCGUCUGCAGACAACAACGGGGAGAGUGGCGGCGGUCGCCGUCCCGUGUGCCCCCCUGCGGAAAUGGAAAUGACCACCAGCGGUUCAAACGGCGACUCGAAAGGCGAUUAUGUCAAUCGCGAUGGGCUGAACGGAGGAAACAGUGGAGACACGACCGAGAUAACCGUGCCUCUGACUCUGCCCAAGCGGAUGACGCCCGUGGAGGGCAACAAUCUAUACCGAUUACGGGACAGGAAAUUUGUGCUGGAGGAUAAAAAGCGUCUCUGCGCGUGGGCUCUGGGCGUCGCGCUCCUCGGCAUCCUGCUGAUGAUCUGCCGCGCCGAGAUGUGCCCGUCUGUUUAUCAUCCGGGUUCUUCCUAUUCCUUCAUCAUCAGCUGCUCCAUCAGUAUGUCUACAGCCUGUCUGCUGGUCCUCAUCAUAGCUUUCCAUUAUAAAGACAUUAGGCUCUUCAUCAUCGACCACCACCACGUGGACUGGCGCAUCGCUAUGACCGGCCACAAGAUGCUGCUCAUCUCCCUGGAGCUGCUGGUGUGCGCGGUGCACCCCGUGGGGACCUACUGGGAGGUGGCCCUCUCCACCCCGGAGUGGCGCACCCAGCGCCUCGACGCCAACACCUCCCUCUCACCCACGGCGUCCGUGCUGUGCGUGUCGGAGCGGCACGGCGAGCGUGUGGCGGACGCGGAGCUGCUGCUGUCCCUGCUGAUGUUCCUGCGGCUGUACCUGGUGCACCGCGCCAUCCUGCUGCACAGCAAGGUGCUGCUGAGCGCCUCGUACCGCAGCAUCGGCUCGCUCAACAACAUCAACUUCACCUUCCGCUUCGUGCUCAAGGUGCUGAUGGACAAGUACCCGGCGCGCACCCUGCUGGCGUUCAUCCUGCUCAUCUGGCUGGUGGCGUCCUGGAUGCUCACCCUGUGCGAGAGGCAGAAGCAGCAGGUGAAGACGGGGAACAUGGACACGGCCCUGUGGCUCAUCGCCAUCACCUUCCUCACCGUUGGUUACGGCGACGUAUCGCCAGAGACGAGCUGCGGCAAGGGCGUGUGUCUUCUCACCGGCGUCAUGGGCGUAGCAUGCACUGCCAUGCUGGUGGCGGUAGUGACUAAGAAGCUGGCCUUGAACAAAGGAGAGAAGCACGUCCACUUCUUCAUGCUGGAUAUCCAGAUCUCUAAGAGGAUCCGGCACGCGGCCGCCAACGUUCUGAGGGAGUGCUGGCUGCGUCACCGCACCAACCUCUGCCGCAGGAGCAACGCCGAGCAGCGCAGACACCAGCGGUGCCUGCUGGAGGCCAUCAGAGUAUUCCGCCACCUGCGUCUCAAGCAGAGGAAGCUGAGAGACUACGCCAGUGAGAUGGUGGACCUCCCGAAGAUGCAGAUGAUCAUGUGCGACCUGAGCGCCAACUGGAACAACUCGUACCGGGAGCUGGAGCAGCGCAUCCUGUCCAUGGAGCAGAAGCUAGACGAUCUGAACCAAUGCUUCCAGCAGACUUCCGAGCUCCUGUCCCGAGCGCUGUGCCACCGCAACCCAGAUAUCAGGUAGCACAGUCGGGACUCUUUGGCCACUCUCGGGAGUCAGGUCCGUUGGAACUCAGUCUAGCCAAGUAUGAAGCCAGUAGAUAACACGCCAAUAACACGGUAACAUGCCGCAACAUGAAAAACCUGCACAAUAUAAUAUCUUGAUUGGUCGUUCUAAAGCUGCUCAACAGAUACAAACCCUGUAUGAACCACACUGAAUGUACUUCAAAGAAGUAUGAUUUAUUUUAUUUUAUAUGUUAAAUGCUGCAUAGACUUUUGGAGACUAUUCUGUAGUCUCUGGCCUGUAUGAAUAUUAGUGUGUUGAUUUCGCUACAUUUCAUAAAGAGGCUAACAUUGCCUUAUUCCUGGGGAAUACAAAAAUAUAUUUUGUAGGAAAGUGCUUGCUUCUGACGCAUCGCUGUUUAGCUUCUACUUGAAAUGAAAAGUUAAAAAGCCCACAAAUUGAUUAUAAUUGUUUGCUACAAAGUUUUUGUAUUUAUUGAAUUUACAAAACCCUUUCAAGAUUAUUGUUUACCAUAUUCCUACUUCUAGUAAAACUAUUAGUGAACAUUAAAGCUCAUUCAUGGAUCAAUGCUGAUCAGGUGUAUAAAAUGAAUAUCUGGGCUUACACACCGCUGUGCUAUUGGCAACCGAACAGGCCAAUCUGGUGGUUAUACACAAAUAGCCCCAUCUGCUGGUGAUUCACAAAGUAGACCGCAGCUGGAACACAACUACCAACAAUGUGCCACUGACUUUUAACCUAAGCAUUAUAAGCCUUUACAUGGCUAGUUUAAGAUUAAGAAAACAGGCAUCGGGCAAGUAUGAAAACCGUCUUUAACAAAACUUUUAAUAACCUGGUUUCACAAAGUUGUUCAUCCUAACAAAUGAUAAACCAUACUUUGAAAUGUCAGCGAGGAUUGUUGAUCAAUUGAAUAAAAACUAUUCAAAAGGUCUUCCAAUGUUCUGUCUUAGAGUUAGGUAAAGAAACAUCUCACCUUGGGUUUGUCAUAUGGAAUAUGGAUAAUUAUUCAGAAUAAACAGAACAGUUAUUUUAUAUAAUCUGCAUUUGUGUUACAUUUGUCUGUCAACAGUUUUGCAGGCAAGACAAAAACUAUAAUAAAACAUUUUAUCAG
Gadus chalcogrammus (walleye pollock) is the source of this 2822-nucleotide messenger RNA. RefSeq names its product potassium intermediate/small conductance calcium-activated channel, subfamily N, member 4 (gene kcnn4). Gene Ontology annotation, biological process: potassium ion transmembrane transport. Lineage: Eukaryota; Metazoa; Chordata; Actinopteri; Gadiformes; Gadidae. Gene Ontology annotation, molecular function: intermediate conductance calcium-activated potassium channel activity; small conductance calcium-activated potassium channel activity; calmodulin binding. The record is from RefSeq and is a predicted model, not a curated record. Bases 245 to 1714 code for a protein of 489 amino acids. Gene Ontology annotation, cellular component: neuron projection; plasma membrane; neuronal cell body. The transcript is spliced from 8 exons.